ACGCCCGAUCAGAUCGUACUACAGUGGCAGCGAAUCCAGUCGAGGAGGUUGCACCCAGUGACAGAGGCUCAGCUGUGGCGGAGGGUACGCGCAACGAACCGUCAAACACAGCCCCCGCGACUGCUGUCGCGGGCGACAGUGCUGCAGGUGUAGACUCCGGUGUACAGUCUGGCUCCCAAGCAGGCGGAUGGUUUUCGUGGCUCUAUGGAUCAUCGACAGCUGAUAGAUCUGGCCCACAAGUCCAAAUGGCGAAGCCAGAGGAGGAGCCACCAUCGGAAACACCAGACAACAAAGAGGAAGAAAGGACGAUAGAAGACCAAAAUCCAACAGUGGCAGAAACAGAAGCAGACCAGGAGCAGCCUGCCGAAACAUCUGAGGUCUCUGGGACAGCCCAGAAGCGGUCUUGGCUUCAGAUGUGGUAUGGCUCGUCCGCCUCAAAGACCCCGGAAAAUACUCCCAUCGAACCCUCCAGUGGAACCGACACACCCACAUCUUCUGUCCCGCAUGCAGCACCUGCACCGAGCCAAGAGCAUGAGAUGCAAGAGGAGGUAGACGACCCAGUUAAACCACUAGAUCCGAACACAAAGGCUUCCGGGUGGAGCUUCUGGUUUAGAGAUGCUUCGAAGGAUUCCGAACCCGGCAAGUCGCAAGAUGCCCAGGUAGCCGAAGCCUCCAUGACUCAAGAGCCAUCGAAGAAGUCUGCCGUGGAACCUGAGCCUGAGAAUGAGCCUAGGGUGGGGGUGGUGAAGAAAGGAAGCGUCAAAGCUAAGGCUUCUAAGAGUACUGCUAAUCUACUUGACAAAGCUACCGCACGAGCCGAAGCAGAUGUCAACGCUCCAAGCCAAGGACCGUCUGAGACUGUAGCAACAAAACAACUCCAGAAGGUCCUACCGAACCAAGUGCUUCCGCGGUUCGAGGACACAUUUGCCUUGGAAGAGAAGCCGGGCAUACUCCAGACGAUAGGGCGCUACUUGCAUUAUAACAAACAAGCCGACAACAAGCAUGUUUACAUGGUCCGGGAUCCGCCGCAUAUCAAAAAGGCACUCGCCAUAGGUGUACACGGGUAUUUUCCGGCUCCUCUGAUACGGAGUGUUCUCGGACAGCCAACCGGAACGUCGAUCAGAUUCUCAACAAUGGCAGCUGAAGCCAUACACAAGUGGGCAGAGGACUUUGGCUACAAAUGCGACGUAGGCAAAAUUGCCUUGGAGGGCGAGGGCCGUAUAGCCGAGCGCGUGGAACUGUUAUGGAAGCUGCUACUAAACUGGAUGGAGGAGAUCCGAACGGCGGACUUCAUUCUGAUUGCAUGUCACAGCCAGGGCGUUCCGGUGGCAAUCAUGCUCGUUGCCAAGUUGAUAUCCUUUGGCUGCAUCAAUGCAUCCCGUGUUGGUAUAUGCGCCAUGGCGGGCGUCAACCUGGGCCCGUUCACCGACUACAGAUCUCGAUGGAUUAGUGGUUCAGCGGGCGAGCUCUUCGAAUUUGCCCUGCCCUACAGUCAGGUUUCGAGGGAUUAUGAAGCGGCAUUGCGCACAUGCUUAGAUUUUGGAGUGCGAAUAUCGUACAUUGGCAGCAUUGACGAUCAGUUGGUUUCCUUGGAGUCCUCACUAUUCACCCCCGUGACCCAUCCGUAUAUCUACCGCGCAGCCUUCGUCGACGGCAGGGUCCACGCUCCGAGCUUGUAUGCCACCACCCACUGACCCUCAAUCACUUCAGCACACACUGACCACUCUCAGUCUUUCACACCUAGUCGGCUUCGUCCUGAAGCUUCGCAACCUCGGCAUUGCAGACCACGGCCUCAUCCGCGAACUCAGCUCCCCGUUAGCAGGAAG
This is a messenger RNA of Aspergillus aculeatinus CBS 121060, 1826 nucleotides long. RefSeq lists its product as uncharacterized. The transcript has 2 exons. Lineage: Eukaryota; Fungi; Ascomycota; Eurotiomycetes; Eurotiales; Aspergillaceae. The record is from RefSeq and is a predicted model, not a curated record. The coding region runs from base 246 to 1694 and encodes 482 amino acids.